Messenger RNA from Pochonia chlamydosporia 170, 246 nucleotides. RefSeq lists its product as hypothetical. The coding region runs from base 1 to 246 and encodes 81 amino acids. NCBI's taxonomy places the organism in Eukaryota, Fungi, Ascomycota, Sordariomycetes, Hypocreales, Clavicipitaceae. The transcript has a single exon. The record is from RefSeq and is a predicted model, not a curated record.
AUGGCGCCGCCAUCCAGUGAGUCCUGCUCCCUUGAGGGCCAGACCUGGAUCUGGAUCUGGACCUGGAUCUGGAUCCUGACCUGGACCCGUCUGCUUCGUCCUUUGUCAUUUUGGCGAGAAAUGGGACUUGGACCAUUUUCUCAUCUUGGAAUUUUGCACCAGACGUUUUGCCCACAGUUGCUGCAUACCUCAUACCUGCCGUGUCGCGCGUGUCUGCGCAAUACUUUUGAUUGUCUAAAUUCUUAA